Molecule: messenger RNA, 1690 nt
Organism: Suillus paluster
Lineage: Eukaryota; Fungi; Basidiomycota; Agaricomycetes; Boletales; Suillaceae
Product: aspartic peptidase domain-containing protein
Exons: 10
Coding region: 1-1386 (461 amino acids)
Biological process (GO): proteolysis
Molecular function (GO): aspartic-type endopeptidase activity
Source: RefSeq, a predicted model, not a curated record
AUGAUACCAUUACUAUUUCUUGCAUCCGUCUUCGCGCUGUCUGCGGAUACGUUUGGAGCACCGACAGAGGGAGCCCCGAUUUCUGGCCAGUCCAUCCCCCUUCUAAGAAGAAACUCAUCCCCCCGCGAGGUCGCCGAUUGGGGUGCUUUGGCAAAGAGCCAGAGAAACAGUCUGAUCGCAAAGUACGGCAGUCAGACGACGCAGAAAAGAAGCAGUGGCUACAAUUUGAUUGUCGACCAGCUGUAUGAUUCUGGCUACUAUGGUUCAUUGGCUAUCGGUACACCCGCGGUGUCCUUUGAUGUCCUAUUAGACACGGGCUCUUCUGAUCUCUGGCUUGCUGGUUCUUCGUGUGGAACUUUAUGUGGCUCGAGCGCUACGUACAACCCAUCAUCUUCAUCAACCUUCCAGAACCUCUCCACGGCAUUCGAGAUCCAGUACGGCGCGGGCAAUGCAGGGGGCUAUGUUGCACAGGACACAGUGCAAAUGGCGGGAUUCUCUGUCUCCAGUCAAGGCUUUGCCGUCGUAGAUGUAGUUUCGCAAGAUUUUCUGACAUCACCGGUCUCUGGCUUGUUUGGUUUGGCAUGGAACACCAUAGCAGCAUCAGGUCAGAUGCCCUUCUGGCAGACUUUGGCCUCCAGUAAUGCUUGGGACUCAGCUCUGUUCGCUGUUCAGCUCACUCGGUACUCAAACGAUACCAGCGCCCAGGAACUUGAACCCGGAGGAGUGAUUAAUAUAGGUUAUGUAAACAGCAGUUUGUACACCGGCUCAAUUGAUUAUAUCGACAUUCCUGGAACGCCCUCAUAUUGGUAUCUACCAUUGGAUUCAUUGACUGUGCAAGGCAACUCGAUCUCCAUUAGUUCGGGAACAACUGCUGCUAUCGAUACUGGCACGACCAACAUAGCCGGACCGACUAGCGCAAUUCAAGCCAUCUAUGCACAGAUUCCUAACUCACAACCAGCGACGGGUGACUGGGUGGGUUAUUAUAGUUUCCCAUGCUCGACGACUGUAAAUGUAGAGUUGUCAUUCGGCGGCUCCACGUGGUCGAUAAGCCCAGCGGAUUUCACCGUCGCACAAACCACUUCUUCGGAAUGCAUCGGUGCAUUCUUUGAAGCAGAUAUAUCUGGUGGUUCCCCCACUUGGAUCAUCGGCGAUACUUUUUUGAAAAACGUCUAUUCCGUCUUCCGCUACAAUCCCCCUUCGAUUGGCUUCGCCAACCUCUCAAGUAUCGCAAUCGCUGAAAAUGGCGCUGGAGGAACCGUACCUUCUGCAACCAUUGGAACAGUAUCUGCGGCUGUCACCAACACGAGCGAUGCCCCACGUGGACAUGCGCUGAGCACAUCAUUAUCUAUUCUCUUUCUGGCUUUCUCGGUGGUACUCCUCCUCUGAUUUAGAUGUUAUCUGCAUUCGCCUUCUUAACGAAGGACAUUCGUAUAGGACUAACAAACGCUCACGAUUUUCGACCACGCUCACCUUAAUUAAAUAAUGUAGUCCUCUGAUCAAGGGCAUAUAUUUGCUACUGGACAGUUCUCCAUGAGUUACAAUCGGCGACCCGCGGUCGUGGAUUGUGACUACGAUUAAUACGACGUUAUUGCACACUAUAUUUGCACGAGCUGAGUUGGCCAUAGUUAAUAGCAUAGCGUAUCGUGUUCGAAAAGAUUGGAAAUAGAACUACUUAUGCGUCUUCGACCCU